AUGUCUGCAGUCUCGCGGCCGUCCCGGGCUGCGUUCUUCAUCUUCAACCCUUCUCUGGUGCCAAAGGAGCCGAAACCUACGGAGGAGGCGAUUCAGGAUGCGAAGAUCAUCUACUACUCACCCUCUUGCGCACCCAUCGAGGAAAAGAGAUCCCAGGCAAGCGAGAGCACUCUCAGUGUUAUGCUGUUAUGCAUCCACCUGGAAAGUUCACAGCACGUUUUGCAGGUGGGGAUGAUCGAGGGCUGCACGGCGGCAAAGUAG
Molecule: messenger RNA, 261 nt
Organism: Symbiodinium sp. CCMP2592
Lineage: Eukaryota; Dinophyceae; Suessiales; Symbiodiniaceae
Source: the annotation of a GenBank genome assembly